Molecule: messenger RNA, 1585 nt
Organism: Erigeron canadensis
Lineage: Eukaryota; Viridiplantae; Streptophyta; Magnoliopsida; Asterales; Asteraceae
Product: F-box protein SKIP23
Exons: 2
Coding region: 150-1358 (402 amino acids)
Molecular function (GO): protein binding
Source: RefSeq, a predicted model, not a curated record
AUAACAUCAUCAAAAACAAAACAAAACAAAAACAAUAACAAUAACAUCCAUCCAUUAAAUUUCCCCACCUCCAAAUCAUAUAAAAUCAAACCCCAAAAGUUUUCAUAAGUCUAUCAUUUCCAUUCCCAUUAACCAAAAGCCAAAAACAAAUGGCAGACUGGUCCCAACUCCCUCGAGAGCUCCUUGAUCUCAUAUCCAAACACCUCCUUACCGAAACCGAUCUUCUCCGAUUCCGAUCCGUCUGCACUUCAUGGCGAUCUUCAAUUCAAUUUUUGCCUUGUCGUUUCCCCAUUCUCCCCAACACAGGAAUCUCCGAUACCACAUGGGGUUUCUAUCUUUCCAAACGCACCAUUUUCCGAAUAUCUUUACCACCUGAUUCCCAAAAUCAUAAUAAUCAAAAUCUGCCAUGGAUGAUUAAGUUUGAAAAAGACAACCCAACAAAAGGCCACCUCAUGAAUCCAUUAAUUGGGUCUGAAUUUAUAUCCCUUUUGCCCAAUUUCCCUAGAUCGCUUGAUUUAAUUAAUUUUAGAGUUCAAGAAUUAGGCCAAGAAUAUGCCUUACAAAAUAUUAGUUAUAGGCCUAAUGCUAAUUCAAUUGGGGAUUCUAUUAGUUUAUAUAUGGAAAAGGUUGCAUUUUGCGGGUUGGGUAAUGAUGGGUUUUUUGUUUUAUUGACUAUUCAUGUUUCCGGAAAAUUGGCUUUGUUGAAAUUCGGCCAAAGAAAGUGGAAUAUUAUCAAUGAUUUGCCUUCCCCUUAUGAUGAUGUUAUUUUUUAUAAUGGGGAUUUUUAUGCUGUAGAUAGUACUGGUAGGACUGUGAUUGUUGAUUGGGAAGUGGUGUCGCUGACAGUUGUGGCUGGGUCGGUUUUUGGUGGGGAUAAGAAGUUUUUGGUCGAGUCGGAUGGGGGUUUGUAUAUGGUUGAUAAGCAUUUGAGUGUUGGACCUGAGAAUGAUUUCGAUUAUGAUGAUGAGAAUUAUGAGUUUUAUGAGGAUUUUGAUUGUUUUAUGAGUGAACGAACGGUUAAACUUGAGGUUUAUAAGUUGGAUUUUGAAGGACAGAAAUGGGUUGAGGUGAAAGAUUUGGGUGAUAGGAUGUUGUUUUUAGGUGAUAAUUGUGGGUUUUCGGCUUCUGCCAAGGAGUUUCCAGGGUGUAAAGGGAAUUGUGUGUUUUUCACGGGGCAGAAUAGGGAAGACGAUGGUUCCAUGAAGAGUAAAGGGGUUGGUGUGUUUGAUUUGGAGAAUGGAAAUAUUGGGGCUAUUCCUAAUAAUUCUGGUUAUUCUCAGUUAUUUUGGCCCCCGCCUUCUUGGCUUCAUCCCAGUCUCGCGGCUUUGGAAGAUGGAUUGGAUCAUCUUAACAUCUAAUCAGAUCCGUGCAAGGCUACUUUCAAUGCCACAAGUCAAAACAUUAAAGUGUAUAUAUGCUCUUCGUGGCUCGUGACCCUGCACUACUCAGCGUGUAAACCCGAUCAUCUAUUUUUCGAUUAUGAAAAAUAAUUCUCAUGUUAAUCUUUGUAAUUUAUUUUAAUAAUUUUGCGUUUUCACUUGUAUGCUGAUACUGGUUGUUUAUGGCUUUACAUUCCUUUCAGCUA